Molecule: messenger RNA, 11242 nt
Organism: Zootoca vivipara (common lizard)
Lineage: Eukaryota; Metazoa; Chordata; Lepidosauria; Squamata; Lacertidae
Gene: R3HCC1L
Product: R3H domain and coiled-coil containing 1 like
Source: RefSeq, a predicted model, not a curated record
AAGCGGCGAAGGCGGAAGCAACAGAGCCAGCACGACCCUACCGUGCGCCCGGUCUUGGCAGCACCAUGCAGCCAGAUACGGAGAGGACUCGGAUACGGCCCAAGAAGCCAGACAAGGCCCUGUACGUCCCCAGAGCUCUACGCCAGACAGCCAGCUCAAAAACUAGCACCUCAUUGGCCACCAGACACGGGAGGGAGGGGAGCCCCUCCUGCUCCUCUGGGAAGGAGAUCACCAAAGGAUGUGAGGGAAGGCCGAGUCCCAGAGCUGGGAGAGGCCUGUUUCACGAUGACCGGGAUGGAGUGGUUGCGCCCAGAGAACCAAGAGGAACCUCACCUCAAGGCGGGAGCUAUAGCAAUGCCUUCUGCACGAGGCCAAAGGCUCAGAAAGAGUCCCAGCAGAAGGCUGAGUCACACAGACUGCCCGCUUCCUCCAGCUUCCUAGCUACCACUCCCUCUGCACUGCCCAACCGUCACGCAGGGGCGCCUCCGGAGUCCUGCACUGCCCUCUCUCACACUAAUCUAUUGUGGAGGAUGGCCGAGCUCCAGCUUCAGCCAAGGCAUAGCGAGGGAGACUGCUCUUGGGAGCAGCAGCACAUGUGUCCGUCAGCAGAGCAGGACGCUUUCUCUUUUCAAAGGACUCCCCGCACUGGCGUGAGCAAGCCGGCAGGAACACCCCUCAAAGAUCAGGUAGGGCUGAGUGAAGGGAGAGUGCAGACAUCCAGCAGCGAGAGGCUCUCAGAUGAGGGAGAGGUGGGUGACGGUGGCCUGCUGGCCAGCAGGGAAAGCACAAUGGCACCUGCGAGCCAAGGUUACUCAGAACCAGCUGGAGUAAAUGAGGGCAAUGUGUCUGAAAGUUCAGCUGAGGGGAUUCCAGGUGGCCCAGGGGCACAGGAGGAUUGCCUCUCGGCAUGUGCAGGCGAGGGAGUGUCUGAUCCAACAGAUGCAGGCAAGGGAAACGGGUUGGUUUGCCCUGAGACAGUUGAGCCUGGUAGACGUGAAGGCAGUGAUAUGAGCAACUCCAAUCAGACAGAGAUGAGUGACAGUAGCAUGUUGGACUAUACGGCCAAUAAAGUUGCAGACCAGACAGAACCAAAGGAAGGCAGUGGCAUCAAAGAGGCAAAUGGGAGCGUCGCUGCUCAGGCAGAAGCCAACAUGCAGAGCACACUAGAGCAUGGCGAGGAGGAGAAUGAGAGUAGCAUGUCCAGUCAUGCAGUUGAACACAUGUCUGAUCAGAUUGGAGUGAGCUUUGAUAACGUGUCUGGAAACAGGGAUGAGAGCCCUUCAAUUGAGGCAGGUGGUUCAGGGGUGGCUGCAGGCUGUAACUGUUCAGAUAGUGACUAUGGGACAUGGGAUUGUCACCCCAAUUGUGUCUUGGAGGAUGAAGUGGGGCAAGGGGGUGGCAGGGAACACGAGGAGGGAGGCAGCAUUUCCCAUCACGCCUGUCGGUGCAAAGGCAAUGUCUCUGGGGCUGAGGUUGCACUGGCAACAGGAGAAGCCACGUUGGGCAUGGGAGAGCCAAGUGCUGAAGGAAGGGAGGCUGCUGGCCAGUUACUGGGAUGUGCCUCAAAGAAGGUGGCGUGCGGCUCAGAGAGCUCAGGGGACGCCUCAGUGCAAAAGCCAAGCCAUGGGGCUGUGGGCAUGAGGUGCUGGCAUCCGUCUGAAGCCAAGGCAGGCGAAGAAGCUGGAUGGAGCGAGGAGCCUGCUGGAACCAGCAUUGAUCCGACAACCGGCAAUGAGGAUGACGGCGUGGCAGAUGAGAGCUGGGAUGCUCUGUUUAAUGACGAUGGUGACUGCCUGGAUCCGCAUUUACUGGCGGGGCUUUCUCCCCACAGACCACACCCUGCGGGGCUGCAGGAACCACACUUUGACUACUACAACUACGCCCCGGCUGACUUGGACUUGAGCGACUCUGAGCUGCCGCACGUCAUUGAGAUCUACGACUUCCCAGCGGAGUUUCGCACUGAGGACCUGCUGCGCGUCUUCUGCAGCUACCAGAAGAAAGGCUUUGACAUUAAAUGGGUGGAUGACACACACGCCCUGGGGAUCUUUUCCAGCCCCAUCACAGCCCGAGAUGCUCUCACCACCAAGCACCUGAUGGUGAAAACCCGUCCGCUGUCCCAGGCCACGCGAGCUGCAAAGACCAAGGCCCGAGCCUUUUCUGAAUUCCUGCAGCCAGCCAAAGAGCGCCCCGAGACCUCAGCUGCUCUGGCCAGGAGACUGGUGACAGGCGCCCUGGGCGUGCGGAGCAACCAAAGCAAGGCCGAACGGGAAGCUGAACGCAGGCAGCUACAAGCAGCCCGAGAGCGGAAGCGCUUGGAGAUGAAACAACGAGAAGAUGCCUGGGAAGGACGGGAGUGAGGCCACACCAUCUCAAGGAGAAAGGGGAGAGAUGCCUUUGAGACCUCACCUGAGCAGGACCGGGGCUUGGACGCAGGCGGGCAGGUUGUGCUCGGCAGCGCUGGGGGAAGUUCUGCCGCUCCCUUUGGGCUGAGCACCAAGAACAUGGGCCCUCCUGAGCGGCAGAAACGUGCUCAAAUGAGCCGCAGCAAGCCUUGCCCUGGGAUACACCUGAGACCCUGAAACAGUGGAGCUGGAGUUGGCAGCGCCUCUGCAACAGCUGCCACUGGGCAUCCGGCCCAAAGACUGGGCACUGUUCCACUUGUUGUGCCUAGAAACAUAAUCCUCAAUAUCCAGAUGAUGUUGGCUUGGAAGUGGUGCCUUCCUCCACUGUGGGCAGCAGGCAGACCACUGAGCCGUGUGGUGCCCCCCUUGGGUUCUGUGGGACUGGACUGAGCUGUGGCAGCUUUUACAAUGGGCCCUCUAGGAUGAUCAAGUGCCCGCCACUGAGUUUCUUAUUAAAGGCUUUUUUAUUUUAAAAAAAUAUUCACAUGGUGCAGUGUGCUACUUCCAAGUGGCUCUUGGAUCAACCUAUGCAACCUUGUGGAUUCAGCAACAGCCAGUGGUGGCAGCCAAUGAGUCGCCAACGGCUGGACCAGACUUCCUCCAGGCCUCCUCAGGAUGUCCAAUUGCUGACCGGAAAUCAGCAUCAGAUGCACAGAAAACAGCAACCGUUGUACGUUAGCAGAAUCCUGAUAGAGCUAAGUUCCAGUAAAGAGCUGGUGUUGAGGUGCUCUUUUCCCUUGUGCGUGCUGGGAAGCUGGCGUGUUUACAGGAGCCCUUUGCCACCCAAACUGUAUGCAAGAUCGCUGGCCCUACCAGGAUAUUGCUGCUGCUGCUGCUGCUGCUGCUUCUGGGAUUCCCCUCCUCAUAGCAGGAUUGCUUUGGCAGAGGCCCCUGCAGCAUGUCACUCCCACCUUGUGAAUAUAGGGCUUGUAAUAGCUGCCGGACCCAGGUCACAGCACAAACAUGCUUGCUCUGGCCAGCUUGCAGGAAAGGUUGGAUUUCGCUUUACGGGCACUGACCCCCCUCAGGAAUGCCUCCCCAGGGGUAGCAGACAGAGUCCUCUCUGUUCCAGGUACGUAGCUUGAUUACAAACGCCCGAGCUGCAGGCAGAUCGGCCACUUCCUUGUAAACUGACAUUGACAACACGCCCCUGCUAGGCCGUGCCGGAGAUUCCUGUGGUCAGACUCUCCCAGCUGUGUUUGGGGUCAACACCCUGGGAGCAACUUGGCUCCCUGAGUAGUGGCUGCCGCUGCCUUGAUUGCCCCAAAGGACAACAGCACAGCGGGAGCAGGCACGACUGCAGCCCAAAUGCAGCACAACAUGUCCCAGGCCCAGCAGCGGGCCGUAAGAACGGGAGUGAAGCUUGGGAGGACUAAAUGGGAGUGGGGAGGCAGAGUCCUCUUGGCUGAUGCUUCAAGGCAGGGGUGGGGGGGAGCAAAUGUGGCCCUCCGGGACUCUCUGCUUGGCCCUUGGAACUCUCCCCAAGCCACACCCCUCUUCCACUGGCCACGCCCCUCGCUGGCCCUGCAUUGCAGCCUCCUUGAGUGUUUUUUGCCUGCCCAGCCUGUAUCCUUGCACUGCCUAGAUGGCAAAUACAGAGAGAUGAGCAAAUUGGCAUUUGCUGCUCCAGUCCCUUUUGCUUCUGGGCCUUUGGUAUGUGGCCCCAGAAGGCUGCCAAAGAGGACGUGUGGCCCCCAGGCUGCAAAACGUUCCCAGCCCAUUUGAAAGGGUGUCUGUGGCACCACAUGGCCUGAUUUCCGGUCAGAGAGGGGAAAGGGAGACUGGAGCCUCCUUGUCAGAGCCUGGGGAGACGAUGCAUGGGAAAUAUUGUCUCAGAAGCAUCCAGCCCUGUUUAGCUUUGCCUGGGGUCAGGUCAAGGUAGGCCAAGACAGCUCUCAAGCCUGGAAUGUGCUGGCAGGCCGAGUGUUUACUGGCCAGCCAAGCUCACAGGCAUCUCCCUGCCUGGAACAGCUCUCUCUUGUGUCUCCUCUUGGGCAGGGUGGAGUCCAGGGCUCUGAUGUGGGCAGCAUUCUGGAAGGGGAGGCGGGUGGGUGCUCACUGCUUUUCCUGGCAGCUCCAGUAGUCUGUAACCCCCUGGUGAGGCUUGGCUUGCUCUGGCCUGCCAGCUGCUCCCCGAAAACAAGCCCCGUCUAUUUGGGCCAAUUAAAUAUUCUAAAUACUGAUACAGCGCAGCGGCUAAACUGUCCCACCUCUGUUUAUAGCUUCUGGCGGCCUGCGGAGGCUGCCAACAUGAAAGGCCAGCAGCCAUGAGCCAUCUGUGUCUUGCAAGCAACUUGAGAGGGAGUUUCCAUCAGCACGAGGGCUGGAAAUGUCUCUGCUGUGGCUACUCUUUCCCUCAGAAAUGCUUGGCUUGUUUCUUUUGUUCCUUGAUCAGGAGACUUCAUGCAGGCAUGUCGCUAAGAAGUAAAAGUUCAGUGGGACUUCCUCUCUAGUCAGUGCCGCCUUAAUGCCACAAUGCAGAGCGUUCCUCAUGAAGUUGUGCCUCAGUCCUGUGUUGGGUGGCUGUUUCUGCACCCCCGUCCUGAUGGAGCUUGGUUCACUCUCUCUUCUCCUCACUCCUUCUCGUUCCCUUUGUGUUAGAUUGACAGAAUUUUGCCACACAUGCCACACACACAUGCCACACACACAUCAUUUUGAAGGCCUUCAGAAUAAAAUUGAAGAAGUGUGCAUGCACACAAAAGCUCAUACCAAUGACAAACUUAGUUGGUCUCUAAGGUGCUACUGGAAGGAUUUUUUUUUUAUUUUGUUCAGAAUAAAAGGUAGGGGCUAUCUGUCUCUCUCUGUCUCUGUGUCUGUCUCUGUCUCUCUCUCUCUCUCUCUCUCUCUCUCUCUGUAUGUGUGUACAGUGUUUUUUUCUAAAAAAUAUAUCUUUAGGGUACUCUCAUUUUGACUCAAGAAAAUCACCAUUUUAUAGUUCAAAUUGGGGGAAAUAAAUACCGUAAAUGGACAUAAGUACAAAGAUUCACAAAAUGUUUAGGGGUAUUCAUACCCCUGCGUCGCCCCCCCCCCCCCGAAAAAAGCACUGUGUGUAUCACACACACACACCCCAAAACAAUACAUAUAUACAAGCAUACAUUCAUUCAGUUAGUUAGUAUACCUCCCUACACCUGUAGAACUCAGGGUGGUUCACUACAUAAAAUUACAAUAUAAAAACCACAAAAUACAUAGUAAAAAUAACAACAAACCAAUAAAACACACACACACAAAACACAUUUGAAAGGGCACCGGAUGUCAAUCAGCCAAAGGCCUGGUAGAAGAAGAACGUUUUUGUCUGGCACAGUCACUUAUGGACUCAUCAUUAAAACCGUGUUUAUGGAAGACAAUCUUACUCGGCUACGAGUGAUCGCCAAAGAAGAAGAAGAAAAGGUGUAUAAUGAAGGAACCAGCCAAAUCUUCCUGGGGAGACCAUUCCACAAAAGGAGAGCCACUGCAGAAAAGGCCCAUGCUCGUCUUGCCACCCUCUGGAUCUCUCAUGGAGGAGGCACACAAAGAAGGACCUCGGAGAAUGAUCUCAGGGUCCUGGUAGGUUCAUAUGGAGAGAGGCGGUCCUUGCGUUUUCCUAGCCUGCUGGACUUGACCCCAAAAGGCUACAGCACUGGGGAGUUCACUGUCUUCUCCGCUGUCCAUUGCUCCAGAUGGUUAGUCCAGCCUCCAUGAAAAGUUUUGUGUUGGGGUGGCUAACCUUACUCAGCCUGAGGUCCACAAGCAUGGCAUACGUGUGGGCACCCCCCCACACACACACACACACAUGUGCAGGCAGGCAAGGCAGCAGAGGAGGGGCAGUGGAGUCACGGAUGUGGGCUGGGGGGCCAGCCACCUUAUUUAUUAUUAUUUUGUUAUGUAUUAAAAUUGUAUACUGCCUUUCAUCCGAAGAUCACAGGGCAAUUCACAACAUAAAAGUACAAAUGACCUUGUCUUGCAUCCUCUGGGUCUGGCUAAACAACCUUUUAUCAAACCCCAACUUUGGCUUCUGAUUCUUUUGAAAUGCCCUUCCCCCUUUGAGAGGCUCAGAAGCCCAGACCUAUAGCUGUGGCAACAGCUGCUUUAUUCCUCUUUGGCUCUGAUAGUUGGCAACCAUGUUUUGAUUCUGUAUCACACCUCGGGGAGAGGGGAAAGAAGCACAUUAGUACACAAUGGCCCAUAUUGUACAGAAGGAUAAUACGUAGAAUCAUAGAGUUGGAAGAGACCACAAGGGCCAUCCAGUCCAACCCCCCGCCAAGCAGGAAACACCAUCAAAGCAUUCUUGACAUAUGGCUGUCAAGCCCCUGCUUAAAGACCUCCAAAGAAGGAGACUCCACCACACUCCUUGGCAGCAAAUUCCACUGUCGAACAGCUCUUACUGUCAGGAAGUUCUUCCUAAUGUUUAGGUGGAAUCUUCUUUCUUGUAGUUUGAAUCCAUUGCUCCGUGUCCGCUUCUCUGGAGCAGCAGAAAACAACCUUUCACCCUCCUCUAUAUGACAUCCUUUUAUAUAUUUGAACAUGGCUAUCAUAUCAGCCCUUAACCUUCUCUUCUCCAGGCUAAACAUACCCAGCUCCCUAAGCCGUUCCUCAUAAGGCAUUGUUUCCAGGCCUUUGACCAUUUUGGUUGCCCUCUUCUGGACACGUUCCAGCUUGUCAGUAUCCUUCUUGAACUGUGGUGCCCAGAACUGGACACAGUACUCCAGGUGAGGUCUGAUGUGGGCUUUGUGUUUUUUUUAAAGGCCACCAUCCUCUUGUAAAAUGUGCACUCUGCAAAAGGACAGCAUAGUGUGUUACCAGACAAGCCUUGAUAGCAGCAAACAACUGUAGGAUAGGACUUGUUGGUAAUGACAAGCGCUUGGAAGAUCGUGGUCAGGCAAACUCUGGUUAUGGCAAUAUAGAUGGUUUUCACUUAAAGAGUUUUUAAAAACAGCUCCCUGUGCGAUGAGCCUGAAAACAUCGACGUAUAUUGUGACCAUGGAUGCGUAUCACUGGGAAUUCAAGUUCAUGGUAGAGGCUGUCUUCUGCAGGAAGGAAUGUUUUGCCUGAACUCUGAACCCAGGCCCACUGGGGCUGAGACCAAGACUUUGAAGACCGAUUUAAUAUCCAGGGAAGCAGCUGAAGCAGCUCCAGAAGCCAGAGACCAGGUCCCAAUGUGUAUCUCCUGGCUUCCCAACAUCAGAAAUUGCCCGGAGCCUGGACUGAGUGGGUUUCAACUUGAAAGAGAAUUUUAAGAGAGCAGAACUGAACCAUCAAGCUAGUUUAAUGUUUACCUUUCACAUGCCCUCUGAAUUGGCUGCCUUACACUGCCAAGCUAUAUAGGAUGCUGGAGAACUAUGCUUAAAAAAAAGUAUUAUUACUAAUUAGCAACUCCAUAUGGUUGCUUCAGAGAUGGAGGAAGUGGCAGUCUAGGAGAGUGCCUUUAAUUCUUCCUGCCCUUGUUUUACCAAUCUAAUUUCCCCAGCCUCCUAAACUCGCUACUAUCUCUGCAACAUUACAAAGGAAAAGAAGAUGACAAGUACAGUUUCAGUACCUGUCAUUACACACACACACACACACACACACACACAGAGCUUAUAGUAGUAGCUUCAAUGUCUAAUUUGGAUCGGACAGCUUUCCUGAUCUUCGAAGCAGCCUUUCAAGGUUGUGAAUUAGUGUAUGAGACAAAAAUGAAGGAACUGAGGUUUCUCGGGUCCAGGGCCUGGCAAACGCAGCUCUCUAGGCCUCUCUACUUGGCUCUUGCACUCUCUCCAGCCCACACACCCCACCAGCCCUGCUCUGCACCCUCUCUGGGUGCUUUUGCCAGGCUGGAAUGUGUCGUUCAAUCGUGAGCACCUCUUGCUUGCUUGGGUGACAGCGAAGAGGUGCUUGUCUACGUAGAAACCUUGUGGCUGGAAUGUAGCCUACAACACAAAGUGUGUGUCCUGUCUGUGGUUACGCCUGCUUUUGUCUCCAGCCCUGUCCACCAUCGACACGUGGCACCAAGAAAGUUGCCGAUGAGGAGAUACAGCCCUGAGAAUGAAGAGGUUCCCUUGCCCUUCUUUUGAGAGAACAGAUGACUGAGCUUGGAGGAGCAGAAAUCUCAGAUAGGGAUGUCCUGGGACAGAACACAAGGCCAUGGAGAGCAGGAGAUGAAACUGGGCAGGAUGCAAGUGUGCCCAGGGAAGGAAGGCAACAACACUCGCUUUGUAUUGGUCUCCAAAGGAAAUUAGUGGAUAUUGGACAGCAGUAAUGCUCAGGAUGGGGAGGGAGGAACAUGAAGGUGCCCCACAUCCUUUUAAUCCCAUCAUUGAAGUGAAUGGACCACAGGCUAAAUCGAGUCUGGUCUAUUUUGAAAUGAAAGCUUCAAUCCCACUUCCCUUUUCUCUCCCUCACUUGAAGUGCUGUGUGGAAGGUGAGCUGGCUAAUCUUAGUAUAGCGUAAAAAGAGGGUGGUAAACAGGUGGAAAUGGUUUAAUGCAAGAUCAGAGAGGAGGUUGUAGUCAAAGCAAGAGCAUGAGAGCUAUUGGGAACGGAGGAACCGGGCAGAUCUUCAAAGCAAUGUUGUGGCACUGAAAGUUCAGGAAGCAGCAGCUAAAAACAAGGAACCCCACCCAAGUGAGGAGGGAGCAGAGGACGGGGUGCCAAAGGAAGUGUAAUUCAUAAGAAUGUGCAAACUUUGGAAGUGGAAGAAAUGGAGGAGAGGCAGGCGGCCAAAUGUGAAAAAGGAGCAAGAAGGGGCGAAAAACCACUCUUCACAAGAACACCUUGGGAACUGAAAAUGAUGCUAAAUUCCACACAAGGGCUUUAUUACAUCACAAAGUCUUCCUGUUUUGAACACUCCUCCGUGCUCUCUCUGUCCCACCCAUGCUCCAGGAGUGAUUACCUUCUGCUUUCUUACCCUCCUGGGGCUUCAUACUAUGAAGAGGCUCUCUUCAGAACCCAUUUAAUACUAUCUGCCUUUAGCCAGACAUGAACAAGACCUCGCAAGGUGUCCCUGGUUGCCAUUGGCUCUUCUGAUCAAGCCACGGAGCAGGACGUCCAGAUCUGUCAAAGCAUGGAGCCCUUCCAAAUUAUCCUAACAUCUGUUGGACAAAAGGGGCAUGGAAGAUUUUUAAAUUCCCCUGGAGUUUAACCCCAAAUGUUGGCUCACACUUUGAAUGCUGGCUAGAAGGAAUGUAGCAGGCGCUGCUUAACUUGGGGGGGGGGUGCAUCUCUUCGGCUUGGCCCUUUUUAAGCCUUUGCUUUUUCUGUAAUUUCCUGUCUGCCUUUAGUGCCGGUCUAGCCAAAUGCUUCAGGAGUGCCUUGGUCAAGCUGACCUCUGCCCGCCUUCCCCCUUCUGCUCCCUUCGCUCUGCUUUGGAGGUGGAACAGAGGCAUAUAUUUGUGGAGUGGUUCUGUGCCCUCCACCCUUCCUCUCUUAGGUCAAGAUGCACCCUGAAAUGGGGGGGGGGGGCUGACUGCCAGAAGGGCUUUGGAAUGCUAGCAGAACCUCAGAGGAUCUCUUGGAGGACAGGAUUAGGAACAGGGACAGGCCCUUUUAUUCAAGUUCAGUAGCAAGGUAAGGAAGGACAAGAGGUAAGAGUGAAGCUGUUGGUCUUGGUAUAUGACUCCACUGCGGUGCUGGGGAAAUCAAUAAGGCCGCAGGGUCUUGCCUUUGCUGCAGGCAGGCAUAAAUCACUCUCACCCAUUCCUCUUCUUGCCUUGACACAGGCCUGAGGGCUACCCCCCUCCCCAACCCACAAGACCUGAUGGAUUGCAAGCAGCUGCUGUCCAUCUGCCAUUUCUCUAGGCUUUGCUCAUUGCCUGGGGAGGGGGAGCACUGCAAUGGAGUCAGCGGAGAGAUACCACUUUGCUAUGACCUGGACCAGGCACCCCAAACUUUGGCCCUCCAUAUGUUUUGGACUACAAUUCCCAUCUUCUCCAACCCCAACUGGUCCUGUUAGCUAGGGAUCAUGGGAGUUGUAGGCCAAAACAUCUGGAGGGCUGCAGUUUGGGGAUGUCUGACCUGGACUUUCAGCCCGACUUCUUUAAACAUUGCAUGAAGGCUCCACUUGAGACCACACAUCGAUAGCUAUCUACAUUGUGUCCUUGAUCAUAGGACAGCAGCCUCACUCCUCCUGCAAGGUGUGUGCUCCAUCUGGCUUCAUAGUCACCAGCUGUUCCCACCCUCUGCCGCACUCACGGAGAGAAAGAGCCUUCUCAGGGAUUGUCCUAUAAAUGCUGUGGCUCGUGGAGUAGGGCAGGGUUUCCCAAGCUUGAGUCUUUAACUGUUUUUGGACUACAGCUCCCAUCAUCCCUAGAUACCAGGGCCAGUGGUCAGGGAUGAUGGGAAUUGUAGUCCAAAAACAGCUGGAAUUUGGGAAACCCUGAAGUAGUGCUUCUCCAGGCAUGGGGAAUGUUAGGCCCAGCCGUCAAUUGCAGCCCCCAGCCCUCUCUGUUUGGCCCUCUGGACUCUCAGGCCACAGCCUUCUCUCACUUUGCUCCUUGAGCUUUUCAGUGGCUGGCAUGUGUCCUGGAACUCAGAGGCUGUUGCUUGUCUCGAUGGAGGAGAGGGAUGCCAGCCUACUGUGCAUAGGUGAUGUUUACAUUCAUUGCCCCAUCCACUUUUACCUCUGGCCCCACCCACUUCUGGGCAUGUGGCCCCCCUGGAAGAUUCCUCAGAAGGGAAUGUGGCCCUCAGGGUCCCUCCCACCCCUCUGCCUUCCUCUGUUGUUUCUCUGCUUGCCCCUGUGGUCCUGCAGGAGGAGGGAGGAAGCAGCAACCCCCAAAAACCCCAACGGAGGCAUUGCAUACCUCUGUGUUUUUACCCCGCUCUAUGACUCAGUCACACAAACACCAUUGCGUAGUUUUUUUAUAAAAAAAACACACAACAACCUUUAUU